This is a messenger RNA of Bombyx mori (domestic silkworm), 811 nucleotides long. RefSeq lists its product as uncharacterized. The coding region runs from base 185 to 652 and encodes 155 amino acids. The record is from RefSeq and is a predicted model, not a curated record. Lineage: Eukaryota; Metazoa; Arthropoda; Insecta; Lepidoptera; Bombycidae. The transcript has 2 exons.
UGGUCAGUAACGUACGAAAUCCUAGAAGGCCCCCCUCUGAAUUAAUUAUCACUAUCUUUAAAUUCCUUAGAAGGAUAAAAGUAGAUUACGAAAUUGAUAACAGUAAACAGUACAGAUUAAAAUGUUCUAUAGUAUUCAUUUGUUGUUUAAUCAAUAAGCAUGCAGUAAUUACGUAUAGGUAAUCAUGGUUAUUGAUAGGGCUAGUCAACUCAUUAGGACAGGCGAACUCUCGAACGUAGAAUUUGUUGGAGAGUUUAUUUACCUCGGAUCUCUACUUACUGACCAGGGAGGAAGCAAACGGGAGAUCAAGAGAAGGACUCAAAUGGCCAAAGCUGCGAUGAGCAAGCUUACACGUAUUUGGCAGGACAGAAAAGUCUCCAAUGCUACCAAGAUGAGACUAGUCCGGACGUUGGUUUUCUCGAUUUUCCUCUAUGGUGCAGAUUCGUGGACGGCUCGAACAACAGAGCGGAAAAAAAUAGAAGCGUUGGUCGGAUCAGAUAACUGCGCUCACUGGACUCUCUGUUGCGAACGCCCUGAGAGAAGCCGAAAACCGAAGCAAAUGGAAGCUGACGGUACAAAGAGCCACGAAGGGCUUUCAGGGACACGACCUUCAGCAAUGAAGUAUUCGAUUAAGAAGAAGAAUCAUAGUUAGCGCUGCACUACACCAGGCAACUGACCGGAACCGAUGAAGGCUGACAGUCGACAAGCUAAAAUGGAGUCACGAUCCUCAGCAAUGAGGGAGCGAUGGAGAAGAAGAAGAAGAAAUAGUUAGGGCCUUUCUGAGGUGCUCGAAAUAUAUCCAAAAUAAUAA